CUGAGCGAGCAGGCGAGCAAGCGGCUUGGCGAGAAGAGCUGAUGCUGCAAAGCCGCCCGGCGGGGACCAUGAGGAGCUCAGAGCGAGAAGAAGAGCGUGGAGAGGCAGCGCUCAGCUCCGGCCGGCCCCGGUAGAAGCCCGCGCGCUUGACUAUGGCUGGGGGCAGGCGAGGGCUGGUGGCUCCCCAGAAUACCUUCCUGGAGAAUAUCGUGCGGCGAUCCAACGAUACCAAUUUUGUCCUGGGUAAUGCCCAAAUAGUGGAUUGGCCUAUUGUAUACAGCAAUGAUGGAUUUUGCAAGCUCUCAGGAUAUCACAGAGCAGAAGUUAUGCAAAAAAGCAGCACCUGCAGUUUUAUGUAUGGAGAGCUGACGGACAAAGACACGAUCGAUAAGGUUCGACAAACGUUUGAGAACUACGAAAUGAACUCCUUUGAAAUCUUGAUGUACAAGAAGAACAGGACUCCUGUUUGGUUCUUUGUGAAAAUUGCUCCAAUUCGAAAUGAGCAGGACAAAGUCGUUCUGUUUCUUUGCACUUUUAGUGACAUAACAGCUUUCAAACAGCCGAUUGAGGAUGACUCAUGCAAAGGCUGGGGAAAGUUUGCUCGCUUAACUCGUGCACUCACAAGCAGCCGAGGAGUCCUGCAGCAGCUUGCUCCGAGCGUUCAGAAAGGAGAGAACGUCCACAAGCAUUCCCGGCUUGCUGAGGUCCUGCAGCUGGGCUCUGAAAUCCUCCCACAGUACAAGCAAGAGGCGCCAAAGACCCCACCUCAUAUCAUUUUACAUUACUGUGUUUUCAAGACCACGUGGGAUUGGGUCAUCCUGAUUUUGACCUUCUACACCGCAAUUUUGGUCCCAUACAAUGUCUCCUUCAAAACCAAACAGAACAAUGUGGCCUGGUUGGUCGUAGAUAGCAUCGUCGAUGUCAUUUUCCUGGUAGACAUUGUGCUCAAUUUCCAUACCACUUUUGUCGGGCCAGCUGGAGAGGUGAUCUCUGACCCAAAGCUGAUCCGCAUGAAUUACUUGAAGACGUGGUUUGUCAUUGACCUUCUGUCCUGUUUGCCAUAUGAUGUGAUCAAUGCCUUUGAGAAUGUCGAUGAGGGCAUCAGCAGCCUGUUCAGCUCCCUUAAAGUAGUCAGGCUGCUUCGGCUGGGUCGUGUGGCCCGAAAACUGGAUCAUUAUAUUGAAUAUGGAGCAGCUGUCUUGGUUCUGCUGGUGUGUGUCUUUGGUCUCGCAGCCCACUGGUUGGCCUGCAUUUGGUACAGUAUCGGGGACUAUGAAGUUAUCAAUGAGGAUAAAAACACAAUAAGAAAUGAAAGUUGGCUCUACCAGCUAGGGGAGUCCAUAGGAUCACCUUAUCAAUUGAACAUGACCACUGGAAAAUGGGAAGGAGGGCCGAGCAAGGAUUCUGUUUACAUCUCUUCAUUAUACUUUACGAUGACUAGUCUCACCAGCGUUGGAUUUGGGAAUAUUGCGCCAACUACGGAUGGAGAGAAGAUCUUUGCGGUUGCGAUGAUGAUGAUUGGCUCUCUGCUAUAUGCAACGAUUUUUGGUAAUGUGACAACUAUCUUCCAGCAAAUGUAUGCUAAUACAAAUAGAUACCAUGAAAUGCUGAACAGUGUCCGGGACUUCCUGAAACUCUACCAAGUGCCCAAAGGCUUGAGUGAACGUGUGAUGGACUAUAUUGUUUCUACCUGGUCGAUGUCUAGGGGCAUUGAUACUGAAAAGGUUUUACAGAUUUGCCCUAAGGAUAUGCGAGCAGACAUCUGUGUCCAUCUGAAUCGGAAAGUUUUUAAAGAGCACCCCGCAUUCAGAUUGGCGAGCGACGGGUGCCUGCGAGCUCUUGCGAUGGAAUUUCAGACCGUGCACUGUGCUCCUGGGGAUCUCAUCUACCAUGCUGGAGAGAGUGUGGACAAUCUUUGCUUUGUGGUUUCGGGAUCCUUGGAAGUUAUCCAGGAUGAUGAAGUCGUGGCAAUUUUGGGCAAAGGAGAUGUUUUUGGUGAUGUCUUCUGGAAAGAGACUACUCUUGCCCAGUCUUGUGCUAACGUAAGGGCUUUGACUUACUGUGACCUUCAUGUGAUUAAAAGGGAUGCCUUACAGAAAGUACUGGAGUUCUACACCGCCUUCUCACAUUCUUUCUCCAGGAACCUCAUCUUGACCUACAACUUGCGGAAAAGGAUUGUAUUCCGGAAGAUCAGUGAUGUCAAAAGAGAAGAAGAAGAGAGGAUGAAAAGGAAGAACGAAGCGCCUUUAGUUCUGCCACCUGACCACCCAGUCCGUCGACUUUUUCAGAGAUUUAGGCAGCAGAAGGAGGCCCGGUUAGCUGCGGAAAGAGGCAGAGAUGUUGACCUAGAUGUUGAGAAAGGCAACGUUUUAGGAGACCAUCCCUCCCGCACCGUUGUUAAAGCCAGCAUUGUGACUGUCAGGGAGAGCCCCGCAACGCCAAUCGCCUAUCAGUCUGCGUCAACGUCUGGAGUGUCGGACCAGGCCAAACUGCAAGCCCCGGCUUCAGACUACGUCGUGGGAAAAGUGGCCGGGGAUUAUCCCAAGCGUAAAGGCUGGGCCAAAUUCAAAGAUGCCUGCGCGAAGGGAGAGGACUGGAACAAAGUUUCCAAAGCAGAGUCCAUGGAGACAUUGCCGGAGAGGACGAAAGCAGUGGGAGAGGCCACUCUGAAGAAGACGGACUCUUGUGACAGCGGCAUCACAAAAAGUGACCUGCGCUUGGACAAUGUCGGGGAGACGAGAAGUCCUCAGGACCGAAGUCCCGUCCUAGCAGAGGUCAAGCACUCUUUCUACCCCAUCCCUGAACAGACUCUCCAGGCCACCAUGCUGGAAGUGAAACACGAGCUGAAAGAGGACAUCAAAGCUUUAAACACCAAAAUGACCAAUAUAGAAAAACAGCUUGCUGAGAUACUAAGGAUAUUAGCCUCUAGAAGAAGCUCUCAGACCCCCCAGGAGUUGUAUGAAAUAUCAAGACCACAGUCUCCAGAAUCAGAAAAAGAUAUUUUUGGAGCAAGCUGA
This is a messenger RNA of Elgaria multicarinata webbii, 3017 nucleotides long. RefSeq names its product potassium voltage-gated channel subfamily H member 1 (gene KCNH1). Gene Ontology annotation, molecular function: delayed rectifier potassium channel activity. Gene Ontology annotation, cellular component: plasma membrane. Gene Ontology annotation, biological process: regulation of membrane potential; potassium ion transmembrane transport. The coding region runs from base 153 to 3017 and encodes 954 amino acids. Lineage: Eukaryota; Metazoa; Chordata; Lepidosauria; Squamata; Anguidae. The record is from RefSeq and is a predicted model, not a curated record. The transcript is spliced from 11 exons.